Messenger RNA from Rhinichthys klamathensis goyatoka, 1344 nucleotides. RefSeq names its product lymphatic vessel endothelial hyaluronic receptor 1a (gene lyve1a). Bases 191 to 1066 code for a protein of 291 amino acids. Gene Ontology annotation, molecular function: hyaluronic acid binding; transmembrane signaling receptor activity. The transcript is spliced from 6 exons. Gene Ontology annotation, biological process: cell adhesion. The record is from RefSeq and is a predicted model, not a curated record. NCBI's taxonomy places the organism in Eukaryota, Metazoa, Chordata, Actinopteri, Cypriniformes, Leuciscidae. Gene Ontology annotation, cellular component: plasma membrane.
GUUUCCUCUUCCCCACUGCGCCGGCUUGGUCAUGACACUUUGUACGGGUCAUUUAUGCAAUAACCGCCCCUCUACGCACAGGCCGCUCCCCUGGGGAGUUUAGCCUCCCUAUAACCUCUCCGCUUGGCACUCAGGACACAUCAGAGAUCACACUUUGCUCAGAGACUCACAGUGAGCAGACUUCACCACCAUGGCAAGAGUCUGGAUGAUGAUGAUGAUGUUGAAGACGACACUUUUCAAUAGUUUAUUCAUGUCCAGUCUAACUUUUGACAUCCAGUUGGUAAAAGUGAACCCUAAACAAGCCAUCUUCGGUGUAACUGAGAUUUCCUUUGGGAAGGAAUAUGCCUUAAAUGCAUCGGCAGCCAGAGAUCUUUGCGAGCAUCUUGGUUUGACUAUUGCAAGCAAGGCACAGGUGACAGAGGCACAGAAACAUGGUCUGGAGACAUGCAGGUUCGGGUGGAUAGACGAGCAAAUAGUUGUUGUUCCCCGAGUUCAGGUUAAAGCGAACUGUGGCAGUGGCAAGACUGGGAUUGUCGUGUGGCGUGCAAAUCCCAGUAAAGAAUUUGAUGUGUUUUGCUUCAAUUCAACAGAUUUCGAGGCACAAAACCAGGCUGCCGCAACCAGAACAACGAGAAAGCCAAUCACAACACAUUCGUCAGUUUUUCCCACUGCUCAAUCGGGAGUUCACCUGAGGAAACCCCCAUCGUCUCCACUCAGUUCCGUUUCUUCCUCGGUUCCUUCUUCACUCUCUCACGGUUCCUCCGUUAACCACAUGGAUGAUGAAGGGAAACAUCUGCCCAUGAGCGGCACCGCAAUAGAUGCUGUUCCAGCUGCCUUACUGAUCACAGUCACAUUUGCAGUCAUGCUUUCUGUAUUUCUAGCACUUUACUAUUUCAAAACGAACAGACCCUGCAGGACGCGGGGUGACGGCGAGCAGCAGGAGGAGUACAUUGAGACGGAGGUUUGGGAGCACUGUAGUAAGAAAGACCUGCAGACACCACAGGAGGAGCAUGUGGAGGAGAACGAGGAAGAAAACAACAGCAGCGCUUCUACAGACCAACACUGACAUUUCUGCCUGUGUAUUUAUCAGGACAUCAUGUGAUGUCUGUCUGAGACUGAAGUGUCUGUGUGUGUCAUGAUGUUGUUUUGUAAUGAAGUACAAAAUGGACUCUGGACAUUUAAUUCAAAUGGAUUGUUCUAAAAGUUAUUCAAAGUGUUACUUUGCUUGAGAUAUGUAUAUACACUACAACAGUUUGAAAUAAUUAUGAUUUUUUAAUGUCUUUGAAAGAAGUCUAUUAUUCUCAUCAAGGCUUUAUUUGAUAAAAAAUACAGUAAAAACAUCAA